This is a messenger RNA of Racocetra persica, 223 nucleotides long. The record is from the annotation of a GenBank genome assembly. NCBI's taxonomy places the organism in Eukaryota, Fungi, Glomeromycota, Glomeromycetes, Diversisporales, Gigasporaceae.
AUGACAACUUUGUUCAGAAUCAUUAAUAAUGAGCUGCAUGAUUGUAUCGAUUUUGAUAAAGUUAUAGAAAUUAAUGGUGGUAGUUCAGAAGUGAUUUAUAAAUCAGAAUGUAAAUGUUGUAAAGUCAUGAAGGCCCUUAAAUGCCAAAGAGAUAAUACACAAAAUCAAAUUUUCAACAGUGAGGGCCACCCUAACAUAAUUACAUUCUAUAGAGUUACGAAAG